Messenger RNA from Propithecus coquereli (Coquerel's sifaka), 2812 nucleotides. It is a transcript of the gene HAUS5, whose product is annotated as HAUS augmin-like complex, subunit 5. Gene Ontology annotation, cellular component: centrosome; HAUS complex. Bases 59 to 1951 code for a protein of 630 amino acids. The record is from RefSeq and is a predicted model, not a curated record. Lineage: Eukaryota; Metazoa; Chordata; Mammalia; Primates; Indriidae. The transcript has 19 exons. Gene Ontology annotation, biological process: centrosome cycle; spindle assembly.
GGCGGGCGCCACACUUGAAGAGGGUGCGGGAGGCGGCUCCAGCGGCCGCUUAGCUGUUAUGGAGCCAGCCUUGGAAGCGCGGGAACUGGGUCGCUGGGCGGCCGAAGAGAUGGGGGCGGCCCGGGUCCCGGAAGCGACACUGCGCAGGCUGUGUCUGGGCCAGGGCGCUGACAUCUGGGCCUACAUCUUGCAGCACGUGCACAGUCAGAGGACUGUCAAGAAGAUCCGCGGAAACCUGUUGUGGUAUGGCCACCAGGACAGUCCAGAGGUCCGUCGGAAGUUGGAGCUGGAAGCCACUGUGUCCCGCCUGCGGGCAGAGAUCCAGGAGUUAGACCAGAGCCUGGAGCUGAUGGAGCGAAAGACUGAGGCUCAGGACAUGGCCAUGGAGCAGGCACUGCAGAGCAUGCAAGACACUCAGCGUCGCGCCCUCCUCCUUCGGGCGCAAGCUGGGGCCAUGCGAAGACAGCAGCGUGGGCUCCGAGACCCCACACAGAGACUGCAGAACCAGCUCAGGCGCCUGCAGGACAUAGACAGGAAGGCCCAAGUGGAUGUGACCUUUGGACCCCUGACGUCAGCAGCCCUGGGCCUGGAGCCUGUGGUCCUGCGUGAUAUCCGAGCAGCCUGUACCCUCCGGGCCCAGUUCCUGCAGAACCUCCUGAUUCCCCAGGCCAAAAGGGAGAGCACCCCGAUCCCUCGCGAUGACCACUUCGGAGUUUCCUACCAGCAGUGGCUUAGCUCAGUGGAGACGCUGCUGACAAACCACCCCCCGGGCCACAUCCUGGCUGCCUUGGAGCACCUGGCUGCAGAGCGAGAGGCAGAAAUUCGGUCUCUGUGCAAUGGGAACGGGCUCGGAGAUACGGAGAUGCCCAGGCCCCAGGCACUGGACCAGUCGGACUCCGGCCAGGCCCUGCCGUCUACGGUGCAUCUCAUCCAGGAGGGCUGGCACACUGUGGGUGCACUGCUCACCCAGCGGGGCGCCGUCCUGAAGGAGCGGCAAGUCCUGGCCUGGCGCCUGCAGGGGCUGCUGGAGGAAGCGGAGAGACGUGCUCUGGGAUCCAGCGAGAGGCAGGUGCUGAUGCUGGGGCUUCGCGACUGUGGCCUGCGGGCGGAGCUCAAGGCCCUGCGUGCCCAGAGCCGGGAGCUGGAGGACGCAGCUGGGCACCGGCAGCUUCUGCUGAGGGAGCUUCAGGGCAAACAGCAGCGGAUCCUGCGCUGGCGCCAGCUGGUGGAGGAGACCCAGGAGCAGGUCCGCCUGCUCAUCAAGGGGAACUCAGCCAGCAAGACCCGCCUGUGCCGGAGCCCCGGGGAGGUGCUGGCGCUGGCUCAGCGAAAGGUGGUCCCCACGUCUGAGGCAGUGGCACCGCAGAUCCAGGAGCUGCGUCGCCGUCGGGAGGAGAAAGCCCGGCAUCUGCCCCACGUUCUGCUGAGCACCCUGCUGCGGCACAGCCCCAGAGAGUUGAAAGCCCUGCCCACGGUCCUACCGUCCAUCCACCAGCUGCACCCCAUGUCCCCAAGGGGCUCCAGCUUCAUAGCACUGAGCCACACGCUGGGGCUGCCCCCAGGAAAGGCUCCGGAGCUGCUUCUGCCAGUGGCUGCCUCUCUUCGCCAGGACUUCCUGUUCCUCCAGGACCAGCGGAACCUCCGGUGCUGGGAUCUGCUCCACAUGACAGACAGCCUGCCGCCAGGCCCGUCCGCCCAGGAGCUGCUGCAGAGCCAGGCGUCCCAGGAAAACGAGCAGAAAGAGAACGUGGGGCAGGCUCUGAAGAAGCUGGAGAACCUGCUGAAACAGGCGCUGGAGCGAAUCCCCGAGCUGCAGGGGGUCGUGGGGGACUGGUGGGAGCAGCCAGGCCAAGCUGCCCUCUCGGGGGAGCUCUGCCAGGGCCUGUCCCUGGCCCAGUGGCAGCUGCGCUGGGUUCAGGCCCGGGGGGCGCUGGAGAAGCUGUGCACAUGAAGAGGGGCUCGAACAGGAGUCAAGGACUUCACGUUUGUUCACCCGACACCUUACCUCUCUCAAUACGAUAUUUGGACGAAGCAUCGCCAGGAUUUAUCAGCCCGUCGCCCCACCCAUGCCUGCAGCCCCCCUCACAUGCUGUUCUGCUUCUCCUCUCGAUUCCCUUGCCCCUCUUCUCACACCCUGCCAAAACCCACAGUGCUGUGGACUGUCCCCAGACACCCCUGAAACUCCAUCACAUUUACCCUCAGUGAAAAGUAAGGGAGCACCUCCUCUGGGCACUGGGGAUUCGGCACUGAACAAAAGAGACAGAAGUCCCUGCCUUCAGGGGGCUGAUGUUCUAGGGCAGGGAGACAGACAGUUGACAAAAUGAGUAAAAUAUAUUGUAUAUUGGCAGAUAACAGCUAUGGAGAGAAUAAAACAGGUUGUAGGAGGUGUGAUUUAAACAGAGGGCUACACUGCAAAAGUCACACUCCACAAAGGUAGGGAGCAGGAGCCACCGGGGUGUCUGAGGAAGAGCUCGCGGUGGCAGCUACACACAUGUAAAGGCCCUGAAUUGGAAUGUGCUGGUGUGAGGGCCACAGGGGAGGCCAGUGUAGUUGGGGCGGGGGGAGCUGGGGGGUGCAGGUGGUGUUAAAAGAUGACAUUGACUUCUAGUUUUUAUACGUUUAAAUCUGAGCCAUUUGGAAUUUAUCCUAGCAGAGAGAUCCAAUUUUGUCUUAUUUUACAUAUAUCCCAACAGCACUUACUAAAAUUCCCAGUCAGAGCAGCAGUCGCCUCUUAGAGAGGCUGGGAUCAACUGAGGAGGAGACGGAAGCUUUCUAGGGUGAUGGGAAUGUAUUAUAUAUUGAGAGUGGUAGA